UUCAUAGCCUCGGUGUCGUCACUGAAGAAACCUGCUGUUCAGUUCGCCAGGACAUUUUAUUGUGAUAAUAUCCGUGUAAUCAAUGUAUAGAUGAUUUAGUUUUCUCUUUUUCUUUGUACAUAUAAAACCAUAACGAGUGAUAACAUUUCCUAGUGUGACGGACUAGAGUGUCAAUUUGUGCAUUGCAACCCACAUGAAAAUCGCCCGAUUAUCCAUCCCAUCGGACCGUUUUUUUCUUCUUUGUCAAGUGAAAAUCCGUAAAAUAGAUUUCCCAGACCCCAGCAGACUUUCCGUCUCGGUUUCUCUUAACGGCGAGGAAGAACGGAGAGAAUAACAAGAAGAAGGUAGAACAAAGAUGUGUUUUUUCAUGGCUGGCAAGUGCUGUGAAGUCAAAUGUGGGUGACUUUUUCCUCCGGAGGUGCUGGUGAACAUUAUCCUUUAACCGUAGAAAAGUCCUCGGGUUUUGUCGAUACGAGCAUCGAGUCAAUAGUUGGAACAAUCUGUGCACGUAGGACGAAUAAUGGACGCAAGGAAAAGUCAUUCUGCACUAUUUCCGCACUACCAGCAGCAGUAGGGGCAGCACCAGGCAAGACAGUUGUGUGGGAAAUCAAUGCGAUGCAUUGGAUUUGAAAGUGCUUUGGUUAGAGUUUAUCGGUGUUGUUUCAUGUUAAAGCGCCAUUUUGACGUUUUAAAAAUGCAUGCAUAAAUUCUGCUCCCGAGCAGCCAGUGCGACAUGGGUUCUGAACCUAUAAUCAUCACGAACGAGCCAUGGUGAAAAUGUGAAACGAUGCACAAAUGGAAUAACCAGCCUGGAAAAGCAGGAAAGCAAAUUCAAGGAGUCACACACAAGGGCUUCGAUUUUCUCUCUGCUAUAGUAGCAGCAGCAGCAGCAGCAGUAGCAAACGUUGCGUGCCGUCGUGGUGAAACCAGUUGAAGGAAAAAAGGAGGCCGCCUCACAAGUGUAAAAGUAUUAAGCCUUCGUGUGACUGGAUAUAACAGGAAAAGCAACGUCGCGACACUGUCUGUAUGGUGUUUGGGAGGAAAAUGAACGAAGUGCGGAAGAAAAUGGUGCAACGUUGAUUGGUUCACCGUGUUUAGUGAGAUAAUUGACCGCCAGUAAAACAAAUAUUGAUGAAUCAAUUACAAACGGUGAAGAUCGAAGAAACAAAUACUGGUUAAAUUCGAAUAUUUCGCUGCGGAAUACAGUGCGCACAGUUCUAUAAAUUGUUCGUCGAAUAUCAUUUCUAUUCAUUUUGAUCAAUAAGUAUUGUUGUGUUCUGCCGUGUGUGUCAGAUGGUGGGGAAAUAAAUGAAAUUAUUUAUAAUUCAAAAUCAGUGAAAGACAUGCAAUAGUUAUGUAAAGAGGAAAAAUAGUUUGAGCACCGACGAACCAACCAUCCAACUACUCGACACUGCUGAUGGAGAAGCGAGAGAAUGAGAGUGACUACAAUGCCAUAUGAAUGUAAAAUGUUGUACAUAGAUGUGGUGCCAACAAACCUAGUGUGGUAGCUAGUGGCAAUUUACUGCAAAAAAGUGAAGAAAUAUAAACAGUCUGAUGAAGAAGGAAUAAUAUUUCUGCCAGUCGGACUGAACUUGUCGUUAAUAUUGCAUUUUUGCUUCACCAAUACGAACGCAGAUCUUCGACGCAGGACUUCUGCCGCCGGAUCAGUAGAUACACGCAAUAGCAUCGCGUAUAGGAUAUCGUACCACCAUCCUUCGAACCUGCUUGAUGAUUGCCGUUACUGAGUAUCUGAUAAUCGGAGGAAAGUCCCGUCUUUGGCUUUUUGUCUGAGUCAGAUGUCUAUCAAAACCGUCUGUAUGAAGUUCCUCAAGCAAUGGUUGAACUACUAGGAGUGGGGAGCCCAUGGCGCCCCCAUGUGAUUAAACAAUCAAACUGAUUAAUGUUUCAUGGUUUUAUUCCCUUGAAUACAUACCCUCCAUACACAUUCGAAUACGUUGCUUUCAAAAACAUCGGGUCAAAUCCGUAGAAACUAAAACGGAAAUAUCAUAUCAAUACCCAUAAGGAGCGAAAGGUCUUGCUGCAAUGCGAAGGUGUGCGUGUGGUACUCCGUUGUUCUACAUUCAUUUCAAAUGUCAACUCGCUACGGAUACGCUGCGGAAUUAUUGAAUAGCUCCAGAAAAAUAUCAUCGUCAUUGUGAAAAACACACAACGGUAGUAAAAAGUGGCGAGAAGGGAAAGCCGCCUCUGGUCAACCGACCUCCAUUCGAUUCAGAACUUUCCAUUGAGACUGCUCACUGCAUUCCUCGCGAGGAGGAACCUUGCCGCCGCAGCUCCAUUCGAACACAUCCAGAUUAGUGAACAUCAUCGACUAAUCUCCGCGAGGAUAUGGAUGAGGAAAUCGUACCACGUACAUUUCGCGAGAAAGCAUUAUUUUACACGACUGCCUUUUUUAUCUUGCUCGCAACCUUUAGCCUUUUCGCGUUUUUGUUCUUGGUGCCGUUUGUGAUCGAACCUGCUUUCACUACGAUUUUCAUGCAAUUCGAUGAGUCACCUGCGUUUUGUGUCACCGUCGAUAACGAGCAUCUGUAUGGCGCGAAAAAUUGCAGCUGGGCCUCGUGCCGAGAAGGCUGCACCAAGGACAUCUACGAAUGUCAGCAAAUUCGCGUUAAUUACAAAACUAGCGCACAGCUAGCAGCAGAAGCGGCUGCUGCAGAGGAGGCCACCAUCGAUGGUACAUCCACGACGUCCACGGUUGCUUCCAAAGCAGCCACAGCAACAGCUACAAAAAACACUGGUGAUAGUAGUGUUAGUAUUGAUAAUAGCAAGAGUAGUCUAAAAAAUAACUUGGAUAGCUUAAGUGGCAAUAGUCAAACAAAUAAACCAAUUUCUAUCGCCGAUAGAGCUUCGUCCUCCAGUCUAUACGGUAGAAGCAGGUUCGAAUCUGCCCUGAACCGUUUCGAGCGGGCAGUUCGCGCAGACUAUGAGUACAGCGAUAUGCUGGUGGAUGACAGAGUCAACGGUUUCGGUGACCAUAAGAAUGGUCUCGUUAGUUCCAUCAUUGGCGAAGACAACACCUUGAUGGAGUAUCCAGAUGAUAUGACUGAGAUGAACGGCAACGAAUCCGAGUGGUUCUUCACCGGCGCACGUUUAUUUCCCAAUGUGAAAGGUUGCGGGUAUCCUCCAAUUCUGAAUUGCACGAUAUGGACCAAAAAGUAUUGGAAAAUUGGAACCAACUUCACCUGUUUCUAUUCACGAGUGGAUCCCGGUUUGGUAAUCAGCGAUCUAGAUAUGUGGCAGAACACCCUGAACUUGGUGUACGCCAUGGCAAUUCCCAUUCCAUCGUUCAUCAUCUCCGUGAUAUAUUUGGCAUUUGCUUAUUUUGUGAUUUUCAACGAAGAUGAGGAAGCCGCUCUACUAGAUAAGAACGGCGAGGAAGAGGAGGGUAUAGAGGACGAAAUGGACGAAACCGACGAAGGAAACGAUAACAAAAUUAACGAGAGCGAGGCGGAGAUCACGGCUAAUCACAUCAACGAAAACAACGCGGCAGACGACGGUCAUCUGGUCAACACAACUACGACCACCCCGAUUCAGCAACUACCGAACGGAACGGCCAACUCGAUUAACAAUGUGAACAACACAAACACUAACACGACCGCCACUACCAAUACGAAUGGUUCCUCGAAACCAAUCACUCCGAACUCCACAUCCGAUUUGAACUCCUUCGGCCAUCAACUGAAAGUGAAAAUGGCUGAUGAAAUGUCGAGGGAAAGCAUCGAUGGAGGAUUACUUUCGAACUCGGCGUCUAUUCAAGGAAACUUGAGCAAGACGAUGACGACCAGUAUCUCAACUCCUCCUGGUCCGAUAGCUGCAGUUUGAAACGCCAAGUGCACGGGUUAGACGACGUUAAGUUUAAAUUUACUAAGUAAGGGAAAGCUUUUCUUAUGAGUAUCAAAAGACAGCAAAUACAAAAAAAGCAAACGAGAUAUUUUCAGUGUCCAGCAUGCGCAAUAAACCUUGUAAAUGAAAGGGAAAAAGCUGCAAACUGCAAACAUAUUUUUAACGAUCGAAUGGAACGUAAGCUCAUUUUAAGAGGAUAUUCUUAUCUAAUACUCAAGCAGCAACAAAGAAUAUGCACAAAAGGGUACAGACCAGUAGAACCUACAUUAAAAACAGAAACAUUCCGAUUGUUUUAGUUGGUACAUUGCCAAGACGAGGUGUGUUUCAAUAUUCAGAGGAUCAAAAGGAAAGAUAUUGGAAUAAAUAGGUCAGGUUGAGUUUUCAAAAGAAACCCAUAUAAAUCACACCCAUUGCAUAAAUAUGAAGGAAUCAAUUUAUCAGUGAAAGAAAAUCAACAUGUGUAUUUCUGGAAUCAUUCACGAAUUGGACUAAAACAGUUUACAGGAUGCCAUAUUUGCAGUAUACUCAUUUUUUGAGCAGAAAUAGUUUUGUAAUAAACAUUUCACAUAUAUUUGAAAAUAAAAACAGAAAUCUCACACACAAAAUAUUCAGAUGUAAUAGUAAUAUGGUGUUCCGACUAUUGUAACAAACAGCAUAAAACCAAAAACGUCUUGUAGAAGACUGGCUCUACUUCUAAAUAUUUUAAAAGUUGCAAGGAAAUCGAUACAGUGUUGCAGAUUUAUUUUCCCAGUUAUAAUUGUAAAGUGGUAUGAGCCAGUCCCUUGCAAAUGACAUCUCACUUAAAUGGCAAUAAAUAGAAACCCACCAAAUACAUCUCUGUCCAUGGAGCAAUGUUCAUGUAUUUUGUCAAACAAGAGCUCAAAAUUUAAAUCUAUUUAUAAUCUGUCUAAUUCGAAUGAAUCCAGAAAUAGGCAUGCUAGAAAUAAGCAUCGAUUUGUCCUAACAGCGGUUUUCGUUGCCUCAGUUCGAUAUUUUAUCGUUUGGAAAAGCGGAAUGCAUAAAUUAUUAGAAGUGUCUUCGAAGAAUGACGCUUUCAUUGAUAGACUUUGAUAGUUCUAUGGACUAGGGUAGCUUAAUCGAAAUGUUCGAAUACAUUUUACAAUUUUACAAUUAAUCGUCAUGGUACAGAAAUUUAGACUAAUUCAUCGAGAACUAUUUUACACAAAAUCAAGCAAUGCUUUUCAAAGUUAUUUCGCAAUUCACGAGAUUUUGGAGACCUCUCAUCAAUGUUUUGCUGUAAUUAAGCGCAACUACAGAAUGGUAAAUUAAAGAGUGCAAACUUUUAAACAUAAACUAUGUUGUGCUACAAUACUGUCAGAUUGCCAAAUAUCUAUCGACCACACGUUAAGCAUACUUGAAAAAAAAAUUUUUUUUGAACAAUUUUGAGUACAUGUAGUCGAAAAUCUCAUAACUAGAGAUGACUGUAAACUGUAAAAUGCGAGAUUAAUUUUCAAGGAAAUUGUUACGUUUGUUUAACAGUGAUGAGGUCAAUGGAACUUUUUUACAACAUCAUCCGUUUGUCUACCACAGACAAACAAAAGUAACACUCUACUAAAGAACUUGGAACAUGUAUCGUACGUAUCGAACGUAUUUGAAUUCCAUUUGCUAGAGGCGAUCGUUCCAUCGUUCGAACACCUUGACAUAUAAUAAUGUACAGGGGAUACUCAAAAUAACUGGGGCAGGUAAAAUUUUCACUUUUCAAAAAAUGCUCAACUUGCUGUAACUUUUCGAAAAGAGCAUCAAAUAUUCUAGAAAAAGGUAUAAUUAUCCGAUAGCCAACUUUGAGCUGUUAUAUCUCAAUGAAUCGAAUGCAAUGAAAUUUUGAUGAAUCAAUGAAUCGAAUGCAAUGAAAUUUUGAUAACAUAAUAGGGGGAUUCACUUAACAGCGUAAGCUGAUUAAACUGAUUAAACGUUGCGAUCAUCAAGGCAAUCUUUGAUUAUUUCAUUCGCAAAAUCAUGAAACAUUUCAAAUAAGCAGACAAUCAUGGCUUACGCAGCAAUUUAAUCUGUUUGGUGAGUACCCCUAAUGUAGAAUGGCUCAAUCUUUUUCAAAUUUUGAUCACUGAUACACAACUAGUUGAUAAUCUUACAGCAAAAAUUUGAGAAUAUUUGAUGCCCUUUUCGAAAAGUUACAGCGAGUUGAACAUUUUUUGAAAAGUGAAAAUUUUACCUAUCCCAGUUAUUUUGAGUAUCCCCUGUAGGUACAUGUUGCUGAUACCACUAUCGAACGUCUAUUCUCACUCGAAAGUCAUGCAAGUGCAAGAUGCAAGUUCGCUGAUUAAAGCGCUGUGUUGUAACAAUACUGUCGUCAUUAAAAAAAUACACAAUUUCGAAAUUAAAUUUUGGAAGUAAUGAACAUCUUAAUAAAUGUUCUAGGCAGAGUAUUUAUUUGAGUUUGAGACGUCUUCAAUUCUCAUGAUAUUUUACCUUUUUUUGCCAUUAGGAAAGUACCAAUUAUCAAGGGCUUACGCUAAAUUUUCCUAUUAUGAGAUUUUAAACAAAAAAAAUACAAGCUGUUGCUUACUUUAAAUCUCUAUGAAACAUGACACGUAAGUGAGCGAUUAUGCCUGAACGCUACCGUUACAAUUUUCAAUGUGUGCAAAUAAUUUCUUUUCUACAUUCAUAAAAUCAUGGAAGUAUUAAAAAACGCAUAAUGAACAUAAUAAAUCAGAUCUAUAAAUAGAGCUAGGCGAUACAAAACUAAAAUCUAAUAGCUUGGCUGAGUAUAUAGAAUCAUAAAAGCCAGUGAAAACAGACUACAAAAAAGCUGCAAAUAUCUUAAAAAUGACUUAAGAACGCGAUGAUUUUAAAAUAGAGAGAACAAAAUCAUACAAUCAGCAUUGCGAGGCGAAACUUAGUUUUAUUCUAAAAUCACAAGCAAAUAAAAACUUUAAAUAAAUAAAAAGCAUUCAAAACUACGGGAAAGCAAACGGAUCAGAUACACUGAUGGUAAUUGGGCUGGGAUAUUUCGUUCGUUGUUUCACUGCAAUAAUAAAAAAAAUACUUUGCUAGCAAAAUGUUAUGUACAUAAUGAUGGUGCAAACGUUUAAAACAAACGGCUACUGGGAAAUGAAACUGCUACUGCAAAUUACUUUCCACCAAUUUUAAAACCCUCAGACUAAAAAUCAUCGGAGCUACCCCACACUUCGAAAAAAAAAAAAUACACAUACACAAUUCAGAGCCACCACAACUUGUUACUGCAUGAACUCAAGACAGAGAAGCAAAUACACUACAAAGAACAUAUGAUGGAACAUUGAAAAGAUUCUCAGAAUUGUAUAUUUUCAAAUAUGUAUUGCCUUGUCAUUGCUACUAAUUUAAGGUUUAUCAAAGACAAAAAUAUAGAUGAAAUGAUAAAAAUCUAUUACCAUUAAUUAAUAAAAUGUGAAAGCUUUAA
Molecule: messenger RNA, 7273 nt
Organism: Aedes albopictus (Asian tiger mosquito)
Lineage: Eukaryota; Metazoa; Arthropoda; Insecta; Diptera; Culicidae
Product: cilia- and flagella-associated protein 298
Exons: 2
Coding region: 2347-3837 (496 amino acids)
Biological process (GO): regulation of sodium ion transport; regulation of cilium movement
Cellular component (GO): plasma membrane
Molecular function (GO): sodium channel regulator activity
Source: RefSeq, a predicted model, not a curated record